AUGCCGCCUAAUCCACCCGAGGAGUUUUCGCCCGCUACGAUUUCUGCAUAUACCUCAGAGUCAGAAACCACUACCACACCCGUUUUUUCUUCCUCCGAGAAAUAUCUCACUAAUCCAUAUAACUCCAUGCAACAUUUAGCUAAUAUGGGUACAACCACAACCAACGUCACAGAGCACAACUUGACCCCACCAACGGAUGGUCCUCGAAUAGACACCGAGUUCGUAAUACGUGGACAUCAGAAACAAAUACCUACACGGAAAAGAUCUAAUUCAAAACCUUUGCAAGAUUUACACACCUUCGCAUUAUCUUCAACCCCUUCCAUAAAUUCAAAUUUUUAUAACAAUAAUAAUCAUGACAACUUAAAGACCUCUCAUUUCGAUAUACCUAACUUACAAUCCAUAAAUUUUGAUCUUCCUUACAAGUCAAAUAGUCUUCUCGGCAAACUACGCCAGCAGUAUGAACCGGUUGAAAAGGAAAAGGUUAUAUCAAGCUUGGCCUCGAAAGUUCUACCCUCCGAGAAAUCUGGAUCUUCAAUCAAUAGUUUAUCAGAUCUAGUUAAAUAUUUAUUUAGUUCCAUUAACAUUGUUUCUGUGAAGUUUCUUGUUUUGUGUUUAUUAUGGUAUGCAUCCUCUGCUGUGACAAACAACAUCGGCAAGCAAAUUUUAAACCAAUUCAAACAUCCAGUUACUUUGACCUGGAUUCAAUUUGGCUUCGUUGGUUUAUACUGCUAUGUAAUUGGACAUACGUUUGGAUACACUAGAAUUAAAAGACCUACCAAAAGUAUCUUACGCACCACCUUACCCCUGAGUUUAUUCUCAAUUACCGGCCACGUACUGUCCAGUGUAGCAACGAGCAUCGUUCCCGUGAGUUUUGUGCACACGACAAAGGCCCUCUCACCCUUGUUCACGGUAUUUUUUUAUCGAUUCGGUUUUAAAGUCAACUAUUCAUAUCGUGUAUAUAUCUCGUUAAUACCGCUCACCAUCGGAGUGAUGCUCGCCUGCUCCUCCUCAUCCACUGCAAGUUUCAUCGGAUUCCUUUUUGCCUUGGGAUCAACUAUAAUUUUUGUUGCCCAAAACAUUUUUUCAAAGAAGUUGCUUUUCAAUCAAUCUCAUCCCGGUUAUGAAAGACAUAAGCUCGACGAGUUAAACCUUUCCUUUUACUCGAGUACGACGGCCUUUUUCCUUAUGAUUCCCUUGUGGUUAUAUUACGAAGGUUUUCGUUUGAUCUUUUUGUCGCCAUCAUCACCCACUUCUUCAAAUGGUUGGCUUAUUACCUUUUAUUUUUGGCUAAAUGGGACCACUCAUUUUGCUCAAAACAUUUUGGCUCUGUCAAUUUUAUCUAUCACUUCUCCUGUCACUUAUUCAAUAGCCUCAUUAGUAAAGCGAAUUUUUGUGGUCACCGCAAGUAUCAUAUGGUUUGGUCAGAAAACUAGUCUUACUCAAGGAAUUGGGAUAUUUUUGACCUUUGGUGGUUUAUACAUGUAUAACCAGGCAAAGAGAGAUGUUGAAAAGAAGGAAAGAAAAGCUCGCGAAAGGGAGGAAAUCGUGCUACCACUUACUAGAUCAGAAAAAUCUUGGGCUCAUCUGCGUGCGCGCGUAAUUUUCCAAAAUGUAUUCACUUUGUAG
Acaulospora morrowiae is the source of this 1626-nucleotide messenger RNA. The record is from the annotation of a GenBank genome assembly. NCBI's taxonomy places the organism in Eukaryota, Fungi, Glomeromycota, Glomeromycetes, Diversisporales, Acaulosporaceae.